This is a messenger RNA of Cavenderia fasciculata, 1485 nucleotides long. RefSeq lists its product as uncharacterized. Bases 1 to 1485 code for a protein of 494 amino acids. The record is from RefSeq and is a predicted model, not a curated record. The transcript has 6 exons. Lineage: Eukaryota; Evosea; Eumycetozoa; Acytosteliales; Cavenderiaceae.
AUGGCCAAACCAUCAAAAAAUAAGGGUCAAAAAGAGGUAGAGAUCAACGAAAAUCUAUCAGAUGGAGAGGAAGAGAUAGGGGAAUCAAUUGUCGAAAUGGAAGAGGGCAGGGAAGGUAAGAUAUUAAUAGCAUUUGAAUGGUUGCAAACAAAUCUAACCUAUUUAAAUUGGAUAAAUAGAGUAUACUUUAGAGAUGUUACAGGAUAUGAAUGUGGAAAAGUUGAAGCAAAUCAUGGCGGGUUAUUGUGGAAAGAACAAACCUACAUCGAUCAUUCAAACUUUUUCCAAAAUCAAAAAGGCUUGGAUAAAGCUUUCAAGAGUCUUUUUCAUUCCUACAUGACCAAGGAAAUACUCAACACUUUUUUCUCAAUUACACUCGAAAUGGGAAGGGUUGACAUGCCUUCAAUUGCAGAUUAUUGGCAUUCCGAUGAUAUUUACUCAGGCAAAGAUUCAACUACAAAAAAGGAUUCUACAAUAGGAGAGCAAGUAAUCCUUGCACUAGUCAAAGACCUCCCUAAAAACCAUCCCUUCCACCUCUUCAUGGACAAUUACUACUCUUCGACACGAUUAUUCGAAAUUUUAUAUGAAAACCGUGGAAUAUAUGCUACAGGAACAAUUAGAAACAAUGCAAAGAAUCUUCCACGCCAAUCGAUAGCCGAGAAGAUAUUUGACAAGGGAAAGUACUUUGUUAGAUUCAAAAACAAUUUACUUGGUUUUUGGAGGAUAGAAGAUAGUAAAACAUUCAACCUCAUUUCAAGUAAGGUGGUCAACCAAGAAGAGAUGAUCAACACAAGGAAAAGAAGAAAAGAGCCCGAAUCAUCACUACUACCUACAGAACUCACUUGGUAUCGAUCUAAUAUGGGUCACGUCGAUAGACACAACAAAUUGGUAUCAACAUACCUGAAUAGAAAAAAAUCUCUCCGUUGGUGGUAUCCCGUCUUCAUUUACCAAUUUUACUGUGCCGUUGUCAAUUCCUGGGUCAUUUUUAAUGAAACAAAAGAGAUUACUUAUCUUGACUACAUAGAGGGACUAUCUGAACAACUUUCUGCUCAUUCUAUCAUUCGAUCACGAGUCCCAAAGACUCCAAACCAACCCACCUCUUCAAAAAAAUGGCACCUCCCAAUUCAAAAAUCUUCAAAAAACAGGUGCCGUUGUAAUUCCAAUUGCACAACUUCAACCAACACAUGGUGUUCAAUCUGCCAUGUUUGGCUUAUGGAAGAAAGUUUGGUACUUUUACAUCAUAUCUUGCCACAAUUGAAUCAAAACAAGAAUAGAAUUUUUAUUAAGGCCAAUUGGGUACAACCUACAAUAUGUGUCUCUGGUAGAGACAUACGAGGAAAUGGUUGCUAUUCCUAUUCAACUGGACCAGGAAUGAAUCAACCACUAUUUAAUAUGUAUACUGGUCAAUGUUUUGGAUAUUGUCCAUUCGAUGCAGGUGAACCAUCUACUCCUGUUGCUGAAGACCAAUUUAUUUACAUCAAAUGA